AUGGACUCUCUUUGCGUUGUUGGCAAUGGAGGAGUAUCAUCAUUCCAAGCAUUUACAAGAUUAGAAACCACUAAUGUUAGUUUUAGGCCAAGAACUCAACUGGGCUUUGGCUGUUUUGUAAAGGAGAGGUGUAAAGAUGGAAACUUGGUGAUUGCAAGAUCAGGGAGAAGUGAGGUUGGUAAUUCAAAAGAUGGGAACUUUGCUGUUGAAAAUGAGAAAGAAGAGAAGGGUGGUAGUGGUGGUCUUAUUUUAGGUCCAGAAAGGGAUGCUUCUGGUUCUGUUAUUGGUUUUAACUUGAUUCCUGAUCAUCCUGGUAAUGGGGAGGUUUUAGAGUCUCAAAAAGAUGCAACUACGGGUGAAACGGAAGAAGCUGAGGGCAUUGAACGAGAAGAGAAAGUCCAAACCAGAGUAACUUACACUAUUGUUUUUGUUACUGCUGAAGCAGAACCAUAUUCAAAGACUGGAGGAUUAGGAGAUGUGUGUGGUUCUUUGCCUAAAUCUCUAGCUGCUCGUGGACAUCGAGUGAUGGUUGUCUCUCCUAGAUACCUGCAUGGUGGUCUGGCAGAUGAGAAGUUUGCUGGUGCUACUGAUUUGGAUUGUCAAAUAAAGGUAUAUUGCUUUGGAGGGGAACAAAAGGUUGCUUUCUUCCAUGAGUACAGGGAAGGUGUUGAUUGGGUGUUUGUGGACCAUCCUUCAUACCACAGACCUGGAAACCCAUAUGGUGAUAGCCAUGGUGCUUUUGGUGAUAAUCAGUUUCGGUUCACUUUACUUUGCCAUGCAGCAUGUGAAGCACCAUUGGUGCUUCUGCUUGGAGGGUACACCUAUGGAGAGAAAUGUCUGUUCCUUGCUAAUGAUUGGCAUGCUGGUCUGGUGCCGGUACUUUUGGCUUCCAAAUAUCAUCCUCAUGGAGUUUAUAAGGAUGCACGAAGUAUUCUCGUUAUACAUAACCUUGCACAUCAGGGAGUGGAAGCUGCAAUAACUUACAAGAAUUUGGGAUUGCCUCCAGAGUGGUAUGGGGCAUUGGAAUGGGUGUUCCCUACAUGGGCAAGGACUCAUGCUCUUGACACCGGUGAAGCCGUUAAUGUGCUAAAGGGUGCAAUUGUCACAGCUGAUCGGAUACUCACAGUUAGCAAGGGUUAUGCUUGGGAAAUAACAACUGUUGAAGGUGGAUAUGGUCUGCAUGAGCUGUUAAGCAGUCGAAGGAGUGUUUUGAAUGGGAUCACGAAUGGCAUUGAUAUUUCUGAAUGGAACCCAUCAUCAGACAAGCAUAUUGCUUCCAAUUACUCUGAGGAUGAUCUUUCUGGGAAGGUUCAGUGUAAGAUUGCUUUACAGAAGGAAUUAGGUCUUCCUAUUAAGCCUGAUUAUCCGUUGAUUGGAUUCAUUGGGAGACUAGACUAUCAAAAAGGCAUUGAUCUAAUCCGCUGGGCAACACCAGAGCUUAUGGAAGAUGAUGUUCAAUUCGUGAUGCUUGGGUCUGGGGACCCUUUGUAUGAGGAGUGGAUGAGAGCGGCAGAGUCAACCUACAAAGAUAAGUUUAGAGGUUGGGUUGGAUUUAAUAUUCAAAUUUCUCACAAGAUAACAGCAGGUGCCGACAUACUGUUGAUGCCCUCGAGAUUUGAGCCUUGUGGGCUAAAUCAAUUGUAUGCAAUGAGAUAUGGAACUGUACCAGUUGUUCAUGGCACUGGAGGGCUUAGAGAUACAGUGCAGAGUUUCGAUCCUUAUGCUCAUGAAGGUCUUGGUGAAGGCACAGGGUGGAUUUUCUCUCCGCUAUCGAAAGAAAGCAUGUUGGGGGCAUUAAGAGUUGCUAUCAGAACUUACCGAGAUCAUAAAUCGUCUUGGGAAGGAAUAAUGAAGAGAGGCAUGGCUAAGGACUAUACAUGGGAAAAUGCUGCUGUUCAAUAUGAACAGGUUUUCGAGUGGGCCUUCAUUGAUCCACCUUAUAUUAAGUGA
This is a messenger RNA of Dovyalis caffra, 1950 nucleotides long. NCBI's taxonomy places the organism in Eukaryota, Viridiplantae, Streptophyta, Magnoliopsida, Malpighiales, Salicaceae. The record is from the annotation of a GenBank genome assembly.